CACACAAACUCUUACUUCUCUUCUUCCUUAAUUUCAUCUCCUCCUCUAGGGCUAGAGAGAGAGAGAGAGAGAGAGAUGGCAAUUGGGGAAUGUGUAGAUGUUGAAAAUGGUGAAGUUAAUGGCCUUGAAGAGUUGCAAGAGCCUUUCAUCCAGCAAGACAAAAUAGUUUCCAAUGAAUCUGAUCAUAAGAGCGUUGAAAGCGGAUCCAUUGGGACCGUUUUGCUUAGCACAUUUGUUGCUGUUUGUGGAUCUUUCGAAUUUGGAUCUUGUGUGGGCUAUUCAGCACCCACUCAAUCUGCUAUCAGGGAAGAUCUUAAACUCUCUCUGGCCGAGUACUCCAUGUUUGGCUCCAUAUUAACUAUCGGUGCAAUGCUCGGUGCCAUCACAAGCGGUCGAGUUGCCGACUUUAUUGGUCGAAAAGGGGCAAUGAGGAUUUCAGCUGGUUUCUGCAUUGUAGGAUGGCUUGCUAUAUAUUUCUCCACGGGAGCUUUUCCACUUGACAUGGGAAGGCUAUUCACAGGAUACGGAAUUGGAGUUUUCUCUUAUGUGGUGCCAAUUUUUAUUGCUGAAAUAGCUCCAAAGAAUCUCCGUGGAGGGCUCACAACAUUGAAUCAGCUCAUGAUUGUCAUUGGAUCGUCAGUAGCAUUCUUAAUAGGAACACUCAUAACAUGGAGAACACUUGCUCUGACUGGACUUGUGCCAUGCAUUUUCCUGCUUGUCGGUCUAUGCUUUGUCCCGGAGUCUCCCAGAUGGCUGGCAAAGGUUGGCCAUCAAAAAGAAUUUCAAGCUGCACUAAAAAGACUUCGUGGCAAAAAUGCUGAUAUUACCUGUGAAGCUGCAGAAAUUCAGGAUUACAUUGAAACUCUAAAGAGCCUUCCAAAAGCUAAACUGAUGGAUUUGUUCCAAAGCAAACAUAUUCGAUCCGUGAUUAUUGGGAUUGGAUUGAUGAUAUGUCAACAAUUUGUAGGAAUAAAUGGAAUAGGUUUCUAUGCAAGUGAAACCUUUGCAUCAGCUGGACUUUCUUCAGGAAAAAUUGGAACUAUAGCUUAUGCUUGUGUUCAGGUUCCAAUAACUUUAGUGGGAGCAAUAUUAAUGGACAAAUCUGGAAGAAGGCCACUUAUAAUGACUUCUGCAACCGGGACAUUUCUAGGCUGCUUUUUAGCAGGAACUUCAUUCAUUCUUAAGAGCCACAGCUUGUUGCUGGAGUGGGUACCAAUAUUUGCUGUUGCUGGAGUGCUGAUUUACAUAGCAUCUUUCUCUAUUGGAUUGGGAUCAGUCCCUUGGUUGAUCAUGUCUGAGAUUUUCCCAAUAAAUGUGAAGGGGGCUGCUGGGAGUUUGGUGGUGCUGGUGAAUUGGUUGGGUGCUUGGGCAAUUUCCUAUACCUUCAACUUUCUUAUGAGUUGGAGUGCUUCAGGCACCUUUUUCAUCUACUCUGCAUUCUCUGUGAUGACUGUUCUAUUUGUGGCAAAGUUAGUCCCAGAAACCAAAGGAAAAACACUUGAAGAAAUUCAGGCAUGCAUCAACUCAUAGGAGGCUACAAAAUAUUUGAUUUUUGUGAUCUUUGCUCAAGUAUCAUCACUAUUUGGAGUUGAAAAAUUCAAGUCUGACCAGCAAGAAAGAUAAUAAACUAUCUAUUUUUAUUUAUUGUGUACCAAAUUCUUUGGCCACCAAAUAGGUGAAAUUUAUGGCCAAAUGAAGGAUUAUUAGAUGAGACGGCAAUUACAUGUGGGUUAGAGAAAAGAUGGCAGAGCCUGUGAUUGUCAAUUGUGAGAAGUACACAAAUGUAUGAAGAAAACUGGGAUUACUACUUUAAAUGAGUAUAUGAAGAGAAUUUUCUGUCA
Molecule: messenger RNA, 1841 nt
Organism: Corylus avellana
Lineage: Eukaryota; Viridiplantae; Streptophyta; Magnoliopsida; Fagales; Betulaceae
Product: Major facilitator superfamily protein
Biological process (GO): transmembrane transport; carbohydrate transport
Cellular component (GO): membrane
Molecular function (GO): sugar transmembrane transporter activity
Source: RefSeq, a predicted model, not a curated record